Molecule: messenger RNA, 743 nt
Organism: Coregonus sp. 'balchen'
Lineage: Eukaryota; Metazoa; Chordata; Actinopteri; Salmoniformes; Salmonidae
Source: the annotation of a GenBank genome assembly
AUGAAAAGAGAGAUGUCAUCACUUUCAGAUACAAUCAGAGCCAUAGAGGAGGAAACUGAAAACAUCUCUUCCCUGCACACCUACAAGGGCAUGGUGAAAAUAACUGCACACUGCCGGACUCAAUGCAGGACUCAGGAAUGCUAAAAGUAUGAAAAAUGUAUGAACUCACUAACUGUAAGUCGCUCUGGAUAAGAGCGUCUGCUAAAUGACUAAAAUGUAAAUGUAAUAGACAUGUCCAAACACCUGGACAAUCUGUCCUUCAGUGUCUGGGAAAAGAUGCAUGAAAUAGCAGAAUACACUCCUGUGAUUCUGGACCCCCAACACGCUAUCUCACCCUGUCUGGUAAUCUGACCACCUUGAGGUACAACAAUAGUGAUGACAAAAUCCCUGCCAACCCAGAGAGGAUUUAUGACCAUGGGAUGGUGCUGGACUCUGUGUGUUUUGACUCAGGGACACACUGCUGGGACGUUGAGGUUGGGGACUGCCUGGACUGGGACAUGUGGGUGAUCAGUCGUCCAUCAAGGGAAAUUAUGAGUUGUUUAAGGAAAUAUGGGGUGUUGCUGCGUGUGACUGGUUUUAGAGCAUAUUCACCAUCACAGAAACCCAUUUUCCUCAAAGUGAAGCAUGAUGUCCAGAGGACUGUGAGAGUGGAAGUCUGUCUUUAUCCUACCCAGUCAACAGCAAACACCUUCACACGUUUACAUACAUCUUUGGAAAAGUCUUCCCAUACUUCUAUAAUCUGA